UCUGCAGCAGCACUUAAGAGGAUCAGAGGAAACAAAAGAGGAGGAGGAGGGCAGAGAGAGGGGGAAAGUCAAAAAGAUGACGUGGAGGACCCUGGCAGUGUUGUCCCUGCUGCUGUGUUUUGGCUCAUCUUGCUGUGAUGAUUCUUUCAUGUCUGAUACCGUCAUCAACAAUGUCAUUCAGGACCCUCAAACUGGUCGAAUUUACCUGGGUGCCAUUAAUAACAUCUAUCAGCUGAACUAUGACCUGCAGAAGGAGAGCAGUGCUGUAACAGGCCCUAGGCACGACAACCCACAAUGCACUCCACCAAUCACUGCACAGUGCACUGAUGCAAAGGAUAUGUACAACAUCAACAAACUCCUACUGGUUAACUCCGCCAACGGCACUUUGAUUGUUUGCGGAAGCCUUUUCAGGGGCAUCUGUUCUUUGGUAAGCCUCAACAGCGUGGACAAACCGGUGUACUACAGUGACACUAAAGGCGAGAAGACAUAUGUAGCCAGCACAGAGGAGUCUGUUACCGUAGUGGGAGUUAUUUCUUAUUUUAUAGAUGCUCAUACUAAUGCAAACCUCAGCGUAUUUCUAGUGGGGAAGGGCUAUGGUAGCUCGGACAGUUCGAAACUCAUCAGCACCCGAUUACUGCAGGAGCACGGAGAAAUGGAUGUCUUUGAGAACAUGGUUGAAGCUUCCACUGUGCAAGCUAGUCCUUUCGUCCAGCGUUACCUCCAUGACUUUCGCCAUGCUUUCAAAGACAAUGGCUACAUCUACUUCUUGUUCUCGCGCACUCCGGGCACCAGUGACAGCAGGAAGAUCACAUUUAUAGCACGCCUGUGCGAGAAUGACCAUCAUUAUUAUUCUUACACCGAACUUCAGCUCAACUGCUCUGUCAGCACUGAACAACGGGAGAACACGUACAACAAGGUCCAAGCAGCAUAUCUGGCCAAACCAGGAGAAAUUUUGGCUAGGAAAAUCAUCCCUUCGAAUCCCAAUGAUAAGGUUCUGUUUGCGGUGUUCAGCGCGGAUGAGGACGGUGGCCGUUCUGCCUUGUGCAUGUACCCGCUCAGCAGCAUUAACACCAGGCUUGAGGAGGUGAUUGAGUCCUGCUACAUAGGGGAAGUUCUGGAGGACGAGAAACCAAAGACUGUUUAUUCACCCUACAUCUCCAAGACCGAGGCCAUCUGCAGGACCAAAAGAGAUAAGAACAUGGUGAAGGGAUAUAAAUGUGGCGCGGAGUUCCUGCCGUCUCCACUAGCCAGUAAACCCGAGUACGCACUGGCUGUCAAACCCAUCUUCACCCGAAAUGACAUGCUGACAGCUGUAGCUGUGGCGGUGGAGAAUGAGCACACUGUGGCAUUUUUGGGAACCAGCGGAGCAGAUGUCUUAAAGGUGCAUCUUGACCCCAGCCACCCUAACCUUUAUAACAGGAUUCCAGGGGAACGCACAGAUGGUGGGGUGAACAAAAACCUAUUUUUUAAUUCAACUUUGGAUAUCUUGUACAUCACCACUGGCAGAAAGAUCACCAAAGUGCCAGUGCAGGCCUGUGAGCAGAGGCAUGAUUGUCACUCAUGUGUCUCCCAGCGGGACCCAUAUUGUGGCUGGUGUGUGUUGGAAGGCCGUUGUACUAGGAAAAAGGAUUGUCGCAAAGCAGAAGGAGAGAACGUCUGGUUGUGGAGUCCAAAACAAACAUGUGUAACUAUUCAGUCCUUUGUGCCCCCCAACAUCAGCUGCAAGAAAACAGAGCGUACACAGGUGAUGAUUGACAUCCCCUCCCUCCCCAGUAUCAGCAGUCCUGAUAGACUUCACUGUGAGUUUGAUGGCUACAAAAGUCACGCAACUAUGGAAGGCACAUGGGUCAUCUGUGCUCUCCCGACCUCUGAGAACAUACCACCCACACCUGAGACACAAGAUUUUGUGGCAGUGCCAGUGAAGAUCACGGUAAAUGAUGGCGUUGAAGUGGCAUCUAGUGCAUUUGAGUUCUACAACUGUGCAGCCGUGGUAAAAAGAUCGGAGAAUACACCAUGCAUUGCAUGUGUGACCAGUAAGUGGGGCUGCCAAUGGAAUAUUCAGGAUCACACAUGCAGUGAUAGAGAUGACACUGUCAAGGGUGAUCAUAUCAUUCAACACAUGCAGGAUGACAGGUGUCCUCGGUUUGAGAUCCCAGAACCCUUGCUUAUUCCUGUUGGAAUUAAAACCCCCAUCCAAUUUCAGGGCAAAAAUUUGGAUGAAUAUUGGGCCAGAACCUUUCAAAUUGGCACUGAGCUCAUGAAACAGGUGGGCGAGGUGACUGUGGAGGCUGAUGGGUCAAAGUACAGAUUUGAGGGAUUUGAGUUUGAAUAUGACAAGGAGCCAGAGGUGAAUGUGACGUUCUACAUAAAGGAUAAAAUCACGGACAGGAAGAUUGACAGCACCCUCAGAGUGGUGCUCUACAACUGUUCGGUUAGACGUGAGGACUGCAGUCUGUGUAAGAACGCUGAUCAGAAGUAUAACUGCGUUUGGUGCGACACCACAAAAUCCUGCAUCUACAGAGACCUGUGCAACCAGGAGCUGAAGCAGUGUCCUCCUCCAAAGAUCACUGACAUUGUUCCUCGGUAUGGGCCGAUGAAGGGACAGAUCUCUGUCACUAUAAAAGGCUCUAACUUGGGCAUCAAGCAGGAGGACAUUAAGAGAAUCACCAUAGCUGGAGUGCCAUGUACUCAUCAGCCAGAGAGAUACUCCGUCAGUACCAGUGUUGUGUGUGAGAUUGGGCCUUUCCCCUCAGCACCUCCUGAAGACCUGCCCAAUGAGCGCAGCCUUGUCGGGCCAGUGGAAGUAGAGGUGGAAGGAGGGAGAACAGGACAGUCGCAGGUGUUAUUCACUUACAGGGUAAAAGCUUUCUCUAUGAUGAGUCCUUUUGUUGUGUGUGAGAUUGGGCCUUUCCCCUCAGCACCUCCUGAAGACCUGCCCAAUGAGCGCAGCCUUGUCGGGCCAGUGGAAGUAGAGGUGGAAGGAGGGAGAACAGGACAGUCGCAGGUGUUAUUCACUUACAGGGACCUAGACACGGCUAGUAUAGAUGAUAUCAGCAUCACAGUGGACAGAGAGCCAUGUAAAGUGUUGACAUUUGGUCAGGAGAUCACCUGCAUGACAGGCCUAUAUAAAGGACAGAAGAUUCCUUCAGAUAAGUUGCCCGUUAUUGUAAAGUACGGCAAGGACACUUCCAAAGAAGUCAGCGGAUUCGAAUACUCAACCAAUCCCAAAGUUACAGAUUACACCCCACGGGCCAGCUUUGUUUGCGGAGGUCGUAAGAUCAUAGUGAUGGGAUCUGGAUUUGAUCAGGUGCAGAGAGCCACCAUGCGAGUGCUGCCCUCUUCUGAAGAGUUCAGUCACAAGUCUAGCAACGUGGAGUUCGUUCAAGAAUUUUGCAACAAGAGCGAAACCGUAUUGGAGUUCCUCUCUCCGGCUGUGAACAAGACAUACAUAAACCAGUCCUUAAGAACGAUCAUCCAGCUGGACAACUUGGUGGAGAACUUGACGGAGUUUGUUUACCAUCAAGACCCCUCGUUCGAUACGCUGACAGAUAAAGCCAUCACGGAAAACAGCAUCAUCAGCGUUCAUGGUAAAGGUUUUUCUAAAGCCAUGACUGCCAAAGAGGCCCAGGCGUUUGUGGGUGAUGUGUCAUGCGCGGUGACGAUCCUGGAGGACGAUAAGCUGUUCCUCGUGGCCCCCUCCAGCCCUCCGAAAUCCACCUCCAGACGCCACCGCAGAGACACCAGCUCAGAGGCUAUGGAGCUGACGAUCAUAUUCGGAAACGGAGAGUGGAAUGUCGGCUCUGUUCGCUUUGAGAGGAAAUACUGUUUGUGUUUGCAUACGUGCAGGAGGAAAAGCCAGCAGGCAGAACGAGAGUAUGAGAAGAUCAAAAAUCAGCUGGCGAAUUUAGAAGAGAGUGUCCGUGAUCGCUGUAAAAAAGAGUUCACAGAUCUUAUGAUAGAGAUGGAGGACCACACUAGUGAUCUGAAUGAAGCUCGAAUCCCAUUCCUGGACUACAAGAACUACACCAACCGCGUUUUCUUCCUGCCCUCCAAAGAUGGAGCCAACGAUGUCAUGAUCACCGGCAAGCUGGACAUCCCAGAAUCCCGCAGAGCCAUCGUAGACCAGGCGCUCAACCAGUUCUCCAAUCUCCUGAACAGCAAAACCUUCCUCAUCAAUUUCAUACGUACCCUGGAGGGCAGGCAGGAGUUCAAUGCCAGGAAUAAGGUUUACUUUGCUUCCUUGUUGAUGGUGGCACUACAUGGCAAGCUGGAGUACUACACAGACAUCAUGAGAACCCUUCUGCUGGAGCUGAUGGAGGAAUACGUCCACAGCAAGAACCCUAAACUCAUGCUCCGCAGGUCCGAGACGGUUGUGGAGAGGAUGUUGUGUAACUGGAUGUCCAUAUGUCUCUACCAGUUCCUAAAGGACUCAGCCGGUGAGCCGCUCUAUAAGCUCUUUAAGGCCAUUAAACACCAGGUGGAAAAAGGUCCAGUUGAUGCCAAGAUGAAGAAAGCCAAAUACACACUGAACGACACUGGACUUCUAGGGGAUGAUGUGGAGUACACCGUUUUGACCCUGCAGGUGUUGGUUCAUGGCGAAGGUCCCGAUGUGACCCCUGUCAAAGUCCUGAACUGUGACUCCAUCUCCCAAGUGAAGGAGAAGAUCAUCGAACAGGUGUACAGGAAUCUGCCCUACUCCCAGAGACCCACGGUGGACAGCGUCGCACUCGAGUGGCGCCCUGGCUCUACAGGGCAGAUCCUGUCCGAUCUGGAUUUGACAUCACAGAAGGAGGGAAGAUGGAAACGAAUCAACACACUGGCCCAUUACAAUGUGAGGAAUGGUGCCACCCUGGUCUUGUCCCGAGUUCUGCACACUCAGCAGUCUUUCGACCAGAACCAAGACAACCAUGAAGAAAGAAAUGCUUUGCUGGAGGAUGAUAAAGUAUUUCACCUGGUGAGACCGGCAGAUGAGUUGGAUGAAGUGAAAUCAAAGAGAGGGAGUAUGAAAGACAAGGCCACGACGAAAGCCAUCACUGAGAUUUACCUGACUAGACUCCUCUCUAUGAAGGGCACGCUGCAGCAGUUUGUGGAUGAUUUCUUCCGCAGUGUGUUGUGUUCCGGAACCGUGGUUCCUCCUGCAGUCAAGUAUUUCUUUGACUUCCUGGACGAACAAGCACAAAAACAUGACAACGUUGAUGAUGAGACCAUCCACAUAUGGAAGACCAACAGUCUGCCUCUCCGGUUCUGGGUGAACAUUUUGAAAAACCCUCACUUCAUCUUUGACGUUCAUGUGACUGAAGUGGUGGACGCCUCUCUGUCCGUCAUCGCCCAGACCUUCAUGGACGCCUGCACCAAGACUGAGCACAAACUUACCCGGGAGUCUCCCAGCAACAAGCUGCUUUAUGCAAAAGAAAUCUCCACUUACAAGAAGAUGGUUGAUGAUUAUUAUAAAGGCAUCCGUCAGAUGGUUCCAGUCAGUGACCAAGACAUGAACACACACCUUGCAGAAGUUUCACGUUCUCAUACAGAUAAGUUGAAUACCCAGGUUGCAUUGCACCAGCUUUACCAGUAUGCCAGCAAGUACUACGAUGGGAUCAUCUCGUCGCUGGAGAACGAUCCUGCCGCCCAGAGCAAACAGCUGACCCUCAGACUGCAGCAGAUUGCCGCCGCAUUAGAGAAUAAAGUGACCGACCUUUAGUGCCGAGGAGCCCAGACUCAAGAAAGGAGACGGAAGUGCUACUAAACCCAGGACGGAGCUCAAUUUAAUGGGCUCAGAAAUAAGAACAGACCUUCUGGAGGACUCUUGUUUUUGGAGCCUCCGCUCUGGCGAGUGAAAGAUAAAGCGAGGAGGAACACAGACUAAUUGCAGACCCUUCCUCUCCACACGGCUUUCAGCUUUGCUCAGAGGGACCAAUAUAAUAUACUCUGACCUGAGGGGAACAUCACAACCGUCGAGGAGAGCGAAAACUCACUAUGGUACUUCUCAGAUCAGCACCUGCACAAUGAAAACCCAACAUUUAUUUUUGUGUUCUGCUAUGCCAAUAAUCAGAUGUUCAGUAUAUUGUUCCUGUGUAGAUGAAUUAAAAUAGUAUUAUAUGUAAAUAUAUUUUUACACUCAAGGCUGCAAGAGGCUUUAGACAAAAGAGAUUGAUUAUUGUUUCUGUGGAAGCCCGCUGUUUUGAUUUCCGGUGUAUUUUAAGUGCCACUCUCAUUCCUGUGCAGUGAUGAUGUCACAUCCUGUGGGUGCUUUGAUGCCGUUGGCUCACGGUUCAGUUUGUGGUACCACUAUCAGUUUGUAUAGGUGUUUGCGAUGCUGACAUCCGAGCCAGUGCUUUUUUUUGUCCCUCCCAAAUAUUUUUAGCGUAUUUAUCAGUGAUUGCGUACAGUAAUGUCAGUUAAUGAAUCAGUAAAGUCCGAUUCUAAUUCAGCCACAAUGCAAAGAAACGUAUGAUUUUUGAUCCAUGCAUUUGAUUCAUGACACACAGACACUCAGAACAAAAGCCACAGAAGCUUUUAUCUCCCCUUGCUUUGGUGUCUGAUCCAGCAGUUGCGUUUUUAUGUUUUGUACCAUGUUUGCUUUUAUAUAUGUGCACUUUGACACAUGGCUUGCCUUAUUUUAUGACACAGUUAUGAUUCUGUAUUUUAAAUCAACAAUAUUUGAUUUGAUCAAGGAAGUUUGCAUUGCUGGUUGCCUUUCUUAAGAAAUAAGUAACACAUGUAUGGUAGAGAAUUUUCUUGAAUGUGAUAAUGAAAUACGAACGCGACUUUGCCUUAACAGCAAGAGUUUGGACUGAGAGCGGCUCAUUUGCCAAUUAAAUCAUGAUAUCCUAGAAUUGAAAUUUUGUUUAUUGGUACUAUUUUAUUUUGAAAACACAAACUUUUUUUUCUUUUUUUUUUAAUUAUGUUUUUUAUUUAGAGUUUACCAAAGUUUAAAUAAAUGUUUUGCAGCUGUCCGCAACCACCUAAAGCUUCUGUUGUUUUAUAUGUAUCAAAUGAUCAAGUUUAAAGUGUAAUUUAAUUACUAAAAAAGAUAUAAUGGUAAGGCAGCUAAUGGUAAGUCAUCUAAUAGAAUAUGUAAAUGGUACGGUUUUCCUACCUGUAUGUUCUGACUCAAAUGUGCCAAACUCUCCACACUCUUAAUGACAAAAGGGUAAUGAGGACAAUAUUGUUUCUUCAUGAACUUUACUAGUGUGACUUGUGUUGCCUUUGGUAGGCGGUGACAAAGUCGCACUGCAGCCAAUCAGAGGCUGGCACCGCCCAUUCUGAGCAUGAUGGACACAGCAGGAAAUGCCUUUGAACUGUAAAUAUAGACCAACUGCCAAGAUUUCAUAUUCUUCUCUCCUUUUUCUCGCUCUUCCUGCCAGUUCUUCUGUGUUGUCUAGCUAUGACCGUGUCAAUGGCUUAUUGUAAAGCUUCUUGUUUGCCUUCCCUUACCAGGCAGUGCCUUACAAAUACAAGUAAUAAUGAUCAAUUGUGUGGUGAUUGUGUCUGCAUUAAAAUUGCAAUAGGGUCCUUAA
This is a messenger RNA of Sinocyclocheilus anshuiensis, 7517 nucleotides long. RefSeq names its product plexin-B2-like. NCBI's taxonomy places the organism in Eukaryota, Metazoa, Chordata, Actinopteri, Cypriniformes, Cyprinidae. The transcript is spliced from 37 exons. The coding region runs from base 77 to 5698 and encodes 1873 amino acids. The record is from RefSeq and is a predicted model, not a curated record. Gene Ontology annotation, molecular function: semaphorin receptor activity; protein binding. Gene Ontology annotation, cellular component: semaphorin receptor complex; plasma membrane. Gene Ontology annotation, biological process: positive regulation of axonogenesis; regulation of cell shape; regulation of cell migration.